CCACAUCCACCACCACUUAGGAUGACAAAUUAGUGUUUACCAGGCGAGGAACCAUCCCAAGGUUCCACUCAGAUUCCACACAUUCUUCCACAUGUGUGUCUUUUUUAAAGCAUAUAUUUUACUGAAGGAUCUCUGUGCUGAGCGACCGCUCAGUUUUUAAACGUGCUGAGCUGUCAGUGUCAGAGUGGGGCUUGACACCUCUUGAUGCGCUGUCGCUAUCCGGGAUCAGAUGUUGUCCACAGCUCAGCAGAUGCUGCAGGACAGCCGCUCCAAGAUCGAGCUGAUCCGACUGCAGAUCAUCAAAGUUACGCAAGCUGGCGGCAGCGGCGGUGGAGAAGGUGGAGGAAACCAAAACAUCUCUGCUCAGGGAGAAAUGUCUCCCGUCUCCAUCGGUCCUAUGGACAAACGUCUGGCAGAGCUGCAGCACUACAUGCAGAGAGAAACAGAUGCACUGGUGCUGCACAAAGACGUGGUGAAGCAGCUGAAGGGGAUCUCAGAGCUGGACCAGAACGCCUUGGCUGAAGCUCAGUUUCGGGUGCAGGAGUCCUCCCAGAAACUCGAAAUUCUCCGAUCAUCCCUGGAAAAAUGCCUGCAGGAAAAGAACCAGGAGGCCCAGAAGCUUCCAGCAGAGGAGUCGGAUCCUCCUGAGGGGACGCCGUCAUCAAAAGACCCCAAAUUCGCCUCUUCGCUCUCCACCUCUCCAUCCAACUUCUCCAUUCGACCUGCGUCUCUAACUGGCAAACUUGAAGUCAGACUUCUGGGAUGUGAGGAUUUACUGCAACCAAAGUUGGACUUGGAGCAGGAACAUCCUUUGGUUACCUCUGAAAACGGUUCAGCUGUUCCUCACGAGCCUGAUGGAUCCCCAACAGAGGUCAGUGCAGUUCUUCGGCUAGACGGCAGACUGAUCGGCCGGACGCCCUGGGCGGCAGUCAGCAGGCUCAGCUGGGAUCAGGUUUUCUAUGUCCAGCUUGAGCGGUCUCGAGAGCUGGAGGUUUGCGUGUUCUGGCGGCACCAGAGGGCCAUGUGCGCAGUCAAGCUCCUGCGACUGGAGGAGGUGAUGGAGAACCCAAAUCACAACCUGGGCUUCAGUCUGGAGCCACAGGGCCUCCUUCACAUCCAGUUUCAGUUCAUCAACACUUUGGUGGAGCGGCAGCCAAAGCUCAGACGUCAGCGAUGCAUUUUCACUAAAGAGAGAGGAAAGAAUUUCCUCCGAGCUGCUCAGAUGAACAUGAACUUUGCAACAUGGGGUCAUCUGAUGAUGAGCAUCCUUCCUCAUUAUAGCUCCUUCACCACCUUCAGUUCUCAUCUCUCCACAACAUCUGACCUGAUUGGAAACAACACGCCGCAUCCGAAGGAAAAUAAGCCCGAACCAACAGCUUCGCUGCCAAGAGAAACUCCGUUAAUCAGACUGACCGUCUCAGAGGACCAGUCGCCUUCCAUCAGCAUUGAGCAGAAAGAAAACACUCCCAGCCUCAUCACCACAGAGGAAAAGACAUCAUCGGUGCCUGCACUGCAAGAAAAACUGAUUUCCAUACGCCGUCCAUCCAGUCCAAACACUGCAGAGGAUUGUGAGGAUCAGCUUGUUUCUGCCCUGAAGAUGAAGGUUGAAGAUUUUAGAUAUACCUCAGUUCUGGGUCGUGGACACUUUGGAAAGGUGCUACUGGCUGAGUUCAAGAAGACAGGAAGACUGUACGCCAUUAAAGCCUUGAAGAAAAGAGACAUUGUGACUCGUGAUGAAGUGGACAGCCUUAUGAGCGAGAAGAGGAUCUUUGAGAUGAUCAACGCCUCCAGGCACCCAUUCCUGGUCCACCUUCACGGCUGCUUCCAGACAUCUGACCAUGGUUGUUUCGUCAUGGAGUAUUUACCAGGCGGCGACCUGAUGAUCCACAUCCACAGUGAUGUCUUCUCAGAAGCACAGACCCGGUUUUAUUCAGCAUGUGUCCUGCUUGGUUUGGAGUUCCUGCAUUUGAAUAAAAUCAUCUACAGAGAUCUGAAGCUGGACAACAUACUGAUGGAUGCAGAGGGAUUUGUGAAAAUAACAGACUUUGGACUUUGUAAAGAAGGGAUGGGCCACGGAGAUCAGACCUCCACUUUCUGUGGGACUCCAGAGUUUCUUGCCCCUGAAGUCUUGACAGACGACACCUACAGCCGAGCUGUGGACUGGUGGGGGAUGGGUGUCCUCAUUUAUGAGAUGCUUGUCGGAGAGUCUCCCUUUCCUGGUGAAGAUGAAGAGGAGGUAUUUGACAGCAUCGUAAAUGAUGAUGUGCAGUAUCCAACAUCUCUUCCCGCUGAUGCCGUCUCCAUCAUGCAGAAGCUGUUGAAGAAGAACCCUCUGAAAAGGCUGGGAGCUGGAGAGAGAGACGCAAACGAGGUUAAAGGAGAUAAAUUCUUCGAGACUAUCGACUGGGAAGCCCUGAUGGCCAAAAAGUUAAAGCCGCCGUUUGUGCCGUCGAUCAAAGAGCCCACAGAUGUCAGCAACUUUGACAGCGACUUCACUCGCCUCCAGCCGGUCCUGUCUCCGCCCUCCAAGCCCUUCAGUCUCUCAGCAGAGCAACAGGAAGCUUUUGCAGACUUUGACUUCUGUGCUUUACAUGGUUGAUCAAAGGACUGAAGAAACCCGGUGGCCAAAAUAAGAACCAGUUUGCGGGUAUCACUAUCCGCCUUGACAGGUAACAACCAAGUACCAAAUAUGCAUGUUGCCAAGUAUAAUCAGUCAGUGUUUCCUUCAGUAGUAGAAGUUGCAAGAACACUGAUGUAAUGAUUUGUUUUAGUGCUGUAUUAGCUGGUCAAUAAUACAGUAAAGUGGUGUCAAAAUAAUUCUCUUCAUCAUCAGCCCUUUACAAAGCCUCAUUUUGGACUCUUGUAACCUCUUUGCUCUUGAUUGUUACACCAUUUAGACCUCAGUGACUGAUUAUAAAAACAACUGUUUGAAAUAAAAACACAAUGAGCAUAGUGUAGCAGAAAGUGGUAUUGAUCCGUUUAGACAAGCAGGACUUUAAUCUUUAAAUCAUUUUAGAUCCGACAGUUAAAGAUAAUCUCCUGACCCGGUCUUGACUGUAUCUUUGAAUGAAAGACUUCUUUGGUGUCUUCUGCAGCUCAAACAUUUACAGACAGGACAAAGCUCUCAAUAAAAUAACGCUGACUGUUCUCAGUCAUGCUGCAAUCAACAAGAAGCUGUCAAUUAGGUAAACAAUGGGUUAUUUUUAACGGAGCUGAGGACGUGAUGGUAGACAUGAUCGUCUGUGGGGGUGGGAGGGAUGGGGGGGUUAGACUUUCAUCUGACUUUUAAUCCUAGAAUCAAAAAGACAACAACUUUCCCAUCUCUUUGUCACGUUAUUGCUGCUAUUUUCUGUAAAUGACAUUGUUUAAUUCUUGAGAUGUCCACCUUGUGUUAAGUUACGGAGCAUUCAGUCAAUGGAUAUUUUUAAAUCCUGUCUUUUUAAACUGGCCUUAUGUGACAAUAGUCCUGCCACUAUGGUAAAUCUACUUCUUCUUUUUUUUCCCAACUGAAAGUUCUAUGUUUUGGUGCAAUGAGGAUAAUUGACUGCAAAAAUGAUCUACAAAUAGAGGACGAG
Cyprinodon tularosa is the source of this 3575-nucleotide messenger RNA. RefSeq names its product serine/threonine-protein kinase N2-like. The coding region runs from base 230 to 2599 and encodes 789 amino acids. Gene Ontology annotation, molecular function: ATP binding; protein serine/threonine kinase activity. The record is from RefSeq and is a predicted model, not a curated record. NCBI's taxonomy places the organism in Eukaryota, Metazoa, Chordata, Actinopteri, Cyprinodontiformes, Cyprinodontidae. The transcript has 20 exons. Gene Ontology annotation, biological process: protein phosphorylation.